AGUUGAUUUAAAUUGAACAGAAUUUAUAUGUCAAACGUAGUAUAAAUAGGACCUCUAUGGUUGCCCGAAUGCACAUAUGACAUAACAAACAACAAUAUUCUACGUAGUACUUCAUAGAAUUAUCUAUCUAAGAUGAUGAUGAAAAAAAUGGGGGCUUGGAUGUUGCUAGCAUUAUUGACUUUGGUUGGCGACUGGUGUGGUCGUUGUUAUGGGUGUUUGGAGGAAGAGAGAAUUGGUCUCUUAGAGAUCAAAGCUUUGAUCGACCCAAACAGCAUUUACAUGGGAGAUUGGGUGGAGUACAGUAGUAAUUGUUGUGAGUGGUCUCGGAUCGAGUGUGAUAACACUACAAGGCGAGUGAUCCAACUCUCUCUUCGGUAUGCAAGGGAUCAGAGUUUGGGGGAUUGGGUUCUCAACGCAUCUUUGUUUCUGCCUUUUAAAGAACUGCAAAGUCUUUAUUUGUCCGGUAAUGGACUGGUUGGUUGCUCUAAGAAUCAAGGCUUCGAAGUCCUAUCAUCAAAACUGAGGAAACUGGAGGUACUUUACCUAAGUGAGAACCGAUUUAAUGAUGAUAUAAGCAUUUUAUCAUGCUUCAAUGGGCUUUCCGCUCUCAAGUCUUUGGAUCUGUCAGGCAAUGAGAUGACAGGAUCAGGUCUCAAAGUCUUGUCAUCAAGGUUGAAAAAGCUGGAGAACCUUGACCUAAGAGGGAAUCAGUGCAACGAUAGCAUUUUUUCAUCUCUAACUGGGUUUUCAUCCCUCAAGUAUUUAAAUCUAUCAAGGAAUCAGCUGACAGGAUCAUCUACUGGUAUCAAUAGUUUUCAAAUGCUAGUCUCAGGGUUGAGGAAAUUGGAGGAACUGGAUCUAAGUGACAAUAAAUUGAACGACAGCAUUUUAUCAUCUCUCAGUGAAUUUUCAUCUCUCAAAUAUCUAGAUCUAUCAAGCAAUAGGUUCACAGGAUCAACUGGUCUCAAUGGUUUAAGGAAUUUAGAAACCUUGAAUCUGGAAAUGAUUGACUUCAAGGAAAGCAUUUUGAUAGAGUCAUUGGGAGCGUUGCCAUCCCUCAAGACCUUACAUGCAAGUUUGAGUAAAUUUACACACUUUGGGAAAGGGUUGUGUAAUUCGUCUAGCCUUGAAGAAGUGUGGCUCGAUGGUUCUUCUCUCCCAGCAAGCUUUCUUAGGAACAUUGGACACUUGUCUACUCUUAAAGCCCUAUCAUUGACCAGAGUUGACUUCAAUAGCACCCUACCUGCUGAAGGCUGGUGUGAACUGAAGAAUCUUGAACACCUAUCUCUCUCAAGAAACAAUCUAAAGGGCGUACUCCCUCCUUGUUUUGGAAAUCUAUCAUCUCUACAAUCCUUGGAUUUAUCCGACAACCAAUUGGAGGGGAAUAUUGCCUCUAGUCACCUUUCCCAUCUUCCGCAGCUUGAAUACCUCUCAGUUUCAAAUAACUACUUUCAAGUUCCAAUAUCAUUUGGUUCAUUUAUGAACCUCUCCAACCUCAAGAUCUUUGUAUGCGAUAACAAUGAGCUAAUAGCUGCACCCAGUUUUCAGCCUUUAGUUCCAAAGUUCCAGCUUCGUGCUUUUAGUGCUUCAAACUGUACUCCAAAACCACUCAAAGCUGGAUUUCCAAACUUCCUCCAGAGCCAACAUGAUUUGGAGUUUGUUGAUCUAUCCCACAACAAAUUCGUUGGAGAACCUUUCCCAUCUUGGCUGUUUGAGAAUAAUAGAUUGUUAAGUCGACUAUUUUUGAGAGACACCUCAUUUAUAGGUGGUCCUUUGCAGCUGCCACAACAUCCAACACCCACCCUUAAGACAGUAGAUAUGUCUGGCAACAGCAUACAUGGUCCAGUUGCAAGGAACAUAUGUUCGAUUUUUCCACGUUUGAAGAACUUCAUGAUGGCUAACAACAGCCUCACAGGUUGUAUUCCUCCUUGUUUUAGGAAUAUGAGCUCUCUCGCAUACUUGGAUCUUUCCAACAAUCACAUGUCUUGUGAACUGCUUGAGCAUAAUUUGCCAACCUCGUUGUGGUUUUUAAAGCUGUCCAAUAACAAUUUCAAAGGGCGAUUACCACUCUCUGUGCUCAACAUGACUGACCUACGUUACCUCUUUCUCGAUGGAAACAAAUUUAGAGGACAAGUACCAGGUACCUUUUCUUUUGAAUCAUCCCUUGAGUGGUUGGAUAUCAGUAACAAUCUUUUGUCAGGCAUGCUUCCAAGGGGAAUUGGGAACUCUUCAAAAUACCAACUCGAGGGAAUUGAUUUGUCCAGAAAUCGUUUUGAAGGUACCAUUCCAAAGGAAUAUUUCAAUUCUAAUUGGCUUAAAUUUUUAGAUCUUUCUGAAAACAAUCUGUCUGGGUCAUUGCCGUUGGGCUUCCAUGCAUCAGAUUUACGCUAUGUCCACCUUUACAGGAAUCAAUUGAGCGGUCCACUGCCAUAUGAUUUUUAUAAUCUCUCUUCGUUGGUGACAUUAGAUCUCGGCGAUAACAACUUAACUGGGCCCAUUCCAAAUUGGAUUGAUAGCCUUUCGGAAUUGAGCAUUUUUGUUCUCAAAUCUAAUCAAUUCAAUGGGAAACUUCCUCAUCAGUUAUGCUUGUUAAGGAAAUUAAGCAUAUUGGAUCUUUCAGAAAAUAAUUUUUCUGGUCUGUUACCCUCAUGUUUGAGAAAUUUAAAUUUUACGGCAUCGGAUGAAAAAACUUUGGAUCCCCCUAGUACGGGGAUACAAGAUGAUGGAAGCUGGGAAGAAAUAUUUGCAUCCAUAGGGGGAAGAGAAUUUCCUCUUGAUGACAAAAUUUGGUGGCCAGAGAUCAGUGUAAAAAUAUCUGUGGAGCUUACAGCAAAGAAAAAUUUCAACACUUACGAAGGCGAUAUCCUUCGUUACAUAUCUGCUUUGGAUCUUUCUUGUAACAGAUUCACUGGAGAAAUCCCGACAGAAUGGGGAAACUUAAGUGGGAUAUAUUCUCUAAAUCUGUCACAAAAUAAUCUCACUGGAUUGAUCCCUUCAUCCUUCUUCAAUCUGAAGCAGAUAGAGAGCUUGGAUCUUUCACACAACAACUUGAAUGGGAGAAUUCCUACACAACUCGUUGAACUGACCUUUCUAGCAGUUUUCAACGUGUCGUACAAUAAUUUGUCAGGAAGAACACCGGAGAUGAAAAAUCAAUUUGGUACCUUUGAUGAGAGCAGUUAUAAAGGGAAUCCUCUUCUUUGUGGACCUCCAUUACAAGACAGUUGCGACAAAACAGAAUCACCAUCAGCGAGAGUGCCUAACGAUUUCAACGGAGAUGGUGGCUUCAUAGACAUGGACACUUUCUAUGCCAGCUUUGGUGCGUGUUACAUAACUGUGGUGUUGACAAUUGCAGCAGUACUGUGCAUAAUUCCGCAUUGGCGACGCAGGUGGUUUUACUUCAUUGAAGAAUGCAUUGACACUUGCUACUGCUUUUUGGCUAUAAACUCUCCCAAGUUGUCCAGAUUCAGAAGGUGAUUGGAUCUUAUCAGGAGCGUGGGGGCUGCUUUCUGAAUUUGUUGUAAUCCUCUGUGGAGAAGCAGUCGCAUUCCAAAUCAAUGGUUGCUCACUGCAUGUUUAGCAAUUUGCCUGUGAGAAGUGAUCUGUGGAAGUGUUCUUGUUGCGUAGCCUUUCUGUUUUGAUGUGACUUGUGUUUGUCCUUGUGCUUGUAUCAGUAUUUGUUUGUUUCUUUGUUAUGUCUUAAUUUUGUUGAGCAACCAACCAAUAUUUCUUGGCU
Messenger RNA from Populus nigra (black poplar), 3733 nucleotides. Its product is annotated as cuscuta receptor 1-like. Gene Ontology annotation, molecular function: protein binding. The coding region runs from base 133 to 3474 and encodes 1113 amino acids. The transcript has 7 exons. The record is from RefSeq and is a predicted model, not a curated record. Lineage: Eukaryota; Viridiplantae; Streptophyta; Magnoliopsida; Malpighiales; Salicaceae.